AUGGCCAGGUUCCUAUCGCUCGCGCUUUUGGCGGUCCUCGUCGUCGGGGUGGUUACUCCCCUGGAGGCAGCGCCGAAGAUGUCGCUGUACGAGAAGAACCUGAACGACGUGAUCACCGUCGUCAAGGCGAAGCCCGGUUACAAGGCUUUCGCAUCACUCGUCGGCGCAAUUCUCAAACAAUCCCAGCUGAAGAGUCUCGUCCAGCAAAACCUGACCAUCUUCGUUCCCAACGACAAGGCUCUUAACGACUUCAACCUCACCCAGUACGCCACCGCCGACCUCCUUAAGGUCGUCAAGUACCACGCCGUCAAGGGCACGUACACCUUCGCGCAGCUGCAGGCGCUCGCCGCAUCUGGCGGCAAGCUCCAGACGACCUUCGGAAUGCCGAUCUCCCUCACCCCGACGAAGAAGGGCAUCGGCAUGUUCGGCAUGGAGAAGAUCGGCGCCGCUGUCCUCGAUAAGGACAUCUCCAUUAAGCCGACGGUGGUUGCGCAGGGAAUUUCCCGGGUGCUUAAGCCCAAGGGGUUCGUUAUUAAGGGCGCGAGCGCGGCUCCCCCGGCUUCCAAGUCACCCGCGAAUAAGUCACCCGCGACUAAGUCCCCCGCGACGAAGUCUUCGACUCCUACGACUACCUCUCCUAAGACUCCCAAGACUCCUAAGACCACCGCUUAA
Messenger RNA from Closterium sp. NIES-65, 672 nucleotides. The record is from the annotation of a GenBank genome assembly. Lineage: Eukaryota; Viridiplantae; Streptophyta; Zygnematophyceae; Desmidiales; Closteriaceae.